AAUUCGUUCCUGGAAGGUACGCGAAAAACCCCCAAUUAUAUGCGCAGCUGCUAAAGGAGAUUACCUGAUUGAUCUGCGCGGAUUAGCGGAUGGUCAUAAAUGCAUUUUGCCAAAUGCCAAAUUGUAUGUACCUAAAUCCUCAACGUACAGAAAGCUACCUGCCAUUGCUAUAAGAACCGCUGGGCAAGCACACAACCAGCACAGUUACAAACUGGAACGUCUAACGUAAACAACGAGCAGUGAAAUCCAACAACAAUGGUUCUAAGCAAUUCCACACCCAACCAGAAGCCGGCGGGCAGCCACCACGAGCUCAUGAUGGACACGGCGGCCAUGAAUAGCGAGGAUCUGAGCGAACUGCUGCAACUGAAUGCAGAGAUUGAGGAGCAGCGGCGUCGCUCCAGUCGUCAUAGCAGCGAUGCCUGCGGCCUGCUACGGGCCACCAUGACGCGAGAGGAGCUCUUUGAGAUCUCCUCGCUGGAUGAUGAUCGCUUUUUGAGCGCCCUGGAGCAUCAGAAUUCGUAUGCGACGCCCACCAAGUCAAGGGUACCGAUAACCGACCUGGAUCUGUCCAGCAUUGAGAAUCUCAUGAAGUACUUUGACGAGGAGGUGCCCGUCACACCCACCAAGUGUGCAGAGGCCGACAAACUGGUUGCCUGCUCCGGCAAGGUGGCCAGUGCCAUUGCCAAGCUGGCGAAUCAGCAGCAGCCCGAGAUGGUUGUCAGUCCGCCCAAGCACAAAGUGGAUGCUGGCAAGAUAAAGAUAAGCGAACUGAAGCAAAAAUACGAACAGCAGCAGCAGCAGCAGCAGCAGCAACAACAGCAGCCAGAGACGCCGCAAUCAUCCGCAGGUGCAGCCACCAAGUCAGCGGGUAAAUUGCCCAUGAAAGUGAAGGAAAUGGCACAGCUCUUCAACUCGAAGAUUAGCCAGGUGAUGCGACGCGGCGAAGAGCCACAAUAUGUCCAGCUGCACAAUGAAUGCUCGCCCGAGGCCAAGCCCCAGCCGCAGUCGAGAUUGGAGCCGCGACAGGGCCCCUGCCUGGUGGCCGAGGAGGUCUUCCGUGAGCUGAGUGUGCGGGAUAAGGCGUUGCUGUUCAACCAAUUCGUUGGGGAUAUGGCAGCAAAGCAUCCCAAAUUCACGGCCCAUGCGGCGGAUCUCAAGGCAAAGGUGAAGAAACAGAUGGCACGCGGCGAGGUGGUGGCCGAACAGCAGGCGAGUGUCAAGCUAUUGGCCAAGGAGCUCGAGGCAAAGUGCAUACUAGAGCCGGGCACACCACCGCGACCAGCAGGAGGACUAUCCAGCACAUCAAGUUCACCCAAUGAGCGUAGUUCAGCUGUUGAAGAGACAGCAGCAGCUGGCACCACCACCACCAGCUGCACCUCACAUUUCCAUGUGAGCACACUGACGGUGAUCCUGAAGCCCAGCCCCGAGCGACGGGCACCACAGCCGCGACCAAGACGUUGCCUGGAGCGUGGCCAGAGCGAGAGUCAGGGGCGUGAGGGCUCACAGAAGCGAAAUCUCGCCUCCAUACGCAGUGUGCUGCCCAUCGAGGCGUUUGCGCCGCCCAAGAAGAUUCGACGAACGCGUCAGGAGCGACAUCAGAUGUUUUUUCAGAACGAGCCGCUGGAGAGUCUCUUCUACAGUUGGCUAAGUGCCGAGAAUGGCGUACAAUUCGACAUUACCUGCGCCUCCAACAGCGAACAGACCAUCGAGAUUGCCCUGGAGGAGGAGAGUUCGGCUGGUCAGGCGCCGCCAGACCUGACGGCCACAUCGAUGGGCGAGGUAAGCCAGCGAUCGGCAGUGGAGCGGCUGCUAGAAGAGGCCAUAGCCAAGCUGGAGCUGGAGAAUAAGGAAAGGAAAGAGUCCAGCCAGUUGGAGGUUAAGGAAGUGGACACAAAAGUGGACACGCCCACAGUGACGCCACGCAAGGUGAAGCGCCAGGCACCGCCGGUGCCGGUGCCAGUGCCAGUGACAGCGCCAGUGACAGCGCCAGUGCCAGCGCCACGUCCCAGUUUGAGUCAAACGCAGUCCACCUGCGCCAUGUCGAGCAGUUCUUCGAGUCGCAAGCAAUCGGAUGCUGAGGAAAGUGAAUCCGGUUUGUCUACUCUACCAAAGAUAACCAGCGAUGAAUCUCAGCCCGAAAUGCAACAGGAAAUGAUGCAAACGAAUGACUUUGACUUUGCCAAGCCGCAGCGUCCGCCACGCAAGAAGAAAAUGCGACGCACACUCACCUGGAAGAAGGAGAACUCCAUUGUGGAGGCCACGGCCAAUGCCAUUACCUCCACGGACUCGGAUUCGGACUACAGAGCGCCAGCAGCACUGGCAGCACACACCAAAAAGAAGACACCCCCGACUAUCCCAAUCCCAAUGCCCGAGCAGAGCUACAUUGAGCUGGACAAGUCGCUGAUGCGGCAGGUGAACUCGCCGCGCAAGAUCAAGUCUGCGUACACGCUGACGGUGAUGUCGUCGCCGUCACCGAAUGCGGACAGCGAUCAGUCGCCGGCACAGACGCCAAGGCAGUCACUGGAUCAGACCAUGAUGAGGGAUAGCUUCAUCGAUCAGGGCUUUGAGACAUGCUCGAACGAUGCCAUGGAUGGUGGCAGUCCCCUCAGACGUUCCUCCGUGGGUACGACGGGUGGCAAGCCGUCGGGCUUUUCGACACCCGUCAAAGGUCGCCAUGCAGUGAGUCCUGCCCAACAGCAGCUGUUCAGCCCGAUCUUGACGCCCGCACAGGACAAUAGACCGCGACGCAGCUCCUUGGCCAUGCAGGUGAUUCGAGAGGAUCAUCCACUGGAUCUAGAUGAUACGCCCAGCUCCCCAAGGACGCCCUGCAGCGAGCGGGAGUUCUUUGCGAAUGCACCGACAGUGGAGAUGAAUUCGUCACAGGACGAGAUGCCGGCACCCAAGCCCAAGUCAAUGUUCUGGUUAUCUGCUGGAGAUUUUACCGUCUCACUGGAGAUCUUUCACAAUACGCCCGAACGUUUGGGUCUGCUGUACGAGAUCUUCACGCAGAAGAGCUGGGAAACGAGGGACAUGGCCUUCGGCAUCGAUGCGCACAAGUUUACGCGAGGCGGCCGCCAGGAGGCCAAGCAAUCGCUGCCGGAGCGUCCGCCCAGCGUGCAGGGAUGCUCCCACUAUUGGUUCGCCAGCGGUGACCUGGCAGUGCCAUUCAGCGGCAAACUAAUGGCCGGCGAGAAGGUGGAGCGGCUGUUUGAGUUCCUGGCUGCAGAGCUGAACGAUCAGGCGGAGCUGCGCUUUGGCGUGGAUCAUCUGGAGUUCAGCUGCGUGCCCGAGUUCUGGCCCACCACCCAAAAGUACUCCAUCGAGAGCAGCUACAGCAUGCUGGUGGGACUGCAGACGGGCGCCAGCAAUGGACUGGAGGGACGCAGCAAGUACGCCUGGCCGAAUAUGGGCAGCAAUGCCAACAACACGAUCAAAACGAGCGACCUGGACCAAACGGAGUUCGAGUCGGAUAGCUUCAGCAACAACAGUGGCAGCGGCAGUGGCAGUAGGCUCUCCUUCUCCCCGGAUAUGUUCUCUAUGGACUACGAGGCGGUGCCACUCGAUGAGCUGUUCGCCAAGGCGGCUCCAGUGGUGCGUUCACCAGCCAUGUCCAUGCCACAAAUGAUGCAGGUACUGAAGCAGCAGCAAACGAAGCUUAAGAAUGUGGAGGAACGGAUUCGCAGCUAUUCAAAGCCAUCGAAUCUGUCGAAUGACUCGCUGGAGCAUUGCCGCAACACGCCCGAAUAUGUGAAGAAGCUGCGCUCCAUUAUCCGAGCCAUUGACAACAUUGGGCGGGACAAUGGCUUCCGCACCUGCUCCAUGGAACAGCUGGAGAGCUUCAUGUAUUUCCUCAGCGAGUACGCGGAUGUUUGUCUGGCCAACUGCAGCGAGCAUAUGGACAAGAUAUUGGACACACUGCUCGAUCGUCGCUCUGUGGAGGUCUGAUCAAAAUAUGACGGGGGAAAAAAACAAAACAAAACAAAACAAAGCCACACCAAACCUCAUUUAAUUGUAAUAUGUAUAUCUUUAGCCAUUAAGCAUUGUCAUGCAACGUAGUUUUGUAAGCAGCAACAUUUAAUGUUACAAAUAUUGUAUUUUAAAUAAUAAAACUUUCAAAGAAAA
Messenger RNA from Drosophila obscura, 4122 nucleotides. RefSeq lists its product as uncharacterized. The record is from RefSeq and is a predicted model, not a curated record. Lineage: Eukaryota; Metazoa; Arthropoda; Insecta; Diptera; Drosophilidae.